Parastagonospora nodorum SN15 is the source of this 609-nucleotide messenger RNA. RefSeq lists its product as hypothetical. Lineage: Eukaryota; Fungi; Ascomycota; Dothideomycetes; Pleosporales; Phaeosphaeriaceae. The record is from RefSeq and is a predicted model, not a curated record. The transcript is spliced from 2 exons. The coding region runs from base 1 to 609 and encodes 202 amino acids.
AUGCCUGCUCCAGUUGUACACACAGUAGAGUCGGCUAUCUCCGAUCCGCCUUCGCCAUCUGUAUACGCAGCGUCCGUCAGGAGCGCUGUGGUACCCGACUAUGACUCAACAGCUGCGGCUCCGGCACCUGAUGUUGCUCGAUUUAAGAAAACCCGCGGCUCCGAAUUCAUCUCGGGCAUCAUCACCGCUCCCAUCGAGCUUCGAGAUCGUUACAACAACGCUAUCAAGCGACUGGAGAGCCCCACUAUCAAGUCAACCCAGUACGAUGGCGUGUGUAGUGGCUCCAAAUCUAAAGCGCAGACACCCACAGUCACCAAAACCUCGCAUGCAGCUAAGCCAUCGUCGCUGCGCAACCGAAUCUGGCAAGACGAUGGGAAACUGGAGAGGCCCAGCUCGUUGAUACUCCUUAACGAGAGAUUCGAGCAAGCUGACCUUGGUGACGCCCGAGGCGUGUGCUCGUGCAUUGGAUCCUGCGUAAGGAACGUUGGUGCAUCUGUAGUCGAGCCCAUCGAGGAAGACCUUGACAAGACGGUCCUCCCAUUGUUCGAGCUGUCUAUCCCAGACUCUGCUGUACUGUCGGUAUCAGUUUCAAACAAAGGUUCUGCAUAA